This is a messenger RNA of Rotaria socialis, 1317 nucleotides long. Lineage: Eukaryota; Metazoa; Rotifera; Eurotatoria; Philodinida; Philodinidae. The record is from the annotation of a GenBank genome assembly.
AUGCCAUUAGUUAAAUCAAUUUAUCGUCUUACAAUUCGUCAUUUUUUCAUCUUUUCCUUCGUAAUUAUUACUUGUAGCAUUAUUGGCUUUAAUUUAAAACAAUAUUUUGAAGAAUAUUUCAUUGAUUUCAGUGAAUAUGAUGAUAAAAUUACGAUCUGGAGUAAUGAUUAUCACAUUAGUCCAAUAAAUGAUCUUAAACAUUUAUUAACACCAUUGGGCGUUCGUUUUAUUGAUAAAAGUUUGUCAGGUGCAUGCUAUUUAACAAAAACAUGCGCAAAGAAUCUUCGUAUCAUAUCAUCAGCGAAUGGAAUGAAUCCGACGAAAAUAAUUCGAAGACAAUUUUAUGCAUAUUAUAAAAAUCACCCAUUAAUGAAUCGGGUUGAUGCAUUUGUUUGUUUUCAUCCAGCUGCUAUGUGUGAAUUAUUUAUGCCAUUUAAUCGUACAAUUAUUGUUAUUGCAUCAGCACGCUACGAACUUGGACGGUUUUCAGUUGAGGAAUGGAAUCAAUGGAAUCGAAAUUUACGUACUAUUGCUUCGGAUCCUAGAAAUAUUGUUGCUGGAAAUAAUUUGUACGACGCUGAAUACAUACGAUAUUUUACUGGUAUUAAUACAAUUGUUUUACCGUCUAUAUGUAAUUAUACGAAUGUCGUCUAUAAUCCGUCAGACACACAUCGUGAAUAUAUUUUUGCUCCAUCAAGUUUAUCUGUCGAAUACAAUAAAGAAUUUCUUGACGAAUUAAAUUUUUCAAUAAAAAGAUUCAAUGCAUCAAUAAUCGUUAAGCCUCUACGUCAACUGUACAGAUUUUAUCGUUAUGAAAAUCUUGUUCGUCAUCCAGCUAUAAUCUAUUUACCGUAUCAAGUAUCAAUAAUGAGUAUAUUCGAACAAUAUUCAAUGAAUAUUCCACUUUUUUUCCCAUCACUUGAUCUUUUAACUGAUUUGCAUGUCAAAUACUGUGUAGUGCGCGAACGAACAUGGGAUACAACUUUAAGUGGUACUAUUAGAAAUUCGUCCGCUAUACCAAGCUAUUAUACAAAUGUCACUAUUCCCGAUCCAAAUAAUGAAGUUGAUUAUUCGGCCAUACAUUAUUGGUUAAAAUAUGCUGAUUUUUAUCAAUGGCCACAUAUAACUUAUUUUAAUUCAAUUGAUGAUCUUACUUCAAAAUUAAUACAUACAAAUUUAACAUUUAUCAGUGAACAAAUGUUAGAAUAUAAUCAUAAGAAAAAAUUCGAAUUACUCCAACGUUGGAAAAUAAUCCUGAAUCGUCUAUCUACAUCAUCAUUUUUUUUAAGAAAAAAAAAACAAAACAAUUCCAAAUAG